AUACCACUUAAAUUCUAUUGGUUGUGGGAUUUUUCUUAUUUGAUUUUUUAUUUGCUGUGAUUGGUUGGCAUGAGUGUUCCAGGGAAUCCCUCCAGCCAGUCAUUUAAGUUGUCUGUUAGACUCAUGUGGAGCAGAGAGUCCACAGUCCUCUAAAAAGGAGAGAGCUAUCCAAUACCUUUCACUUUGAAAUUGUAUCUCAGCCCUUCAACUUGAGCACUAUGGAUUUGACCUCAGGAAUAGAGAAGAUGUGUGUGGGGCAGCAGCCAGUGAUUCCAGGGGUGAGGGGCGCGACGUGUCUGUCAUGUAAAGGGAUCUGCUCUGGAUUCAUCCCACAUUCCUGGAGGAAAGUGUGCACAGUGUGUGGUUGCAGUGUGGAGGACCACGGCUCCAGCUGUGACUUAGACGAUGACCACAAGAUUGGCCGACUCCUGGCCGACUCCAAAUAUGCCCACCUGACCGCCAAGGUGAAGGGCAUCCGGGUGUACAAACGUAACCGCAUGGUCGUCACCAACUCUGUCGUCUCAAAGAAGGACCCCACCUUCAACACCAUCACCUACGACUGGGCCCCGCCAGGACUCACACAGAAACUGGCCAUGCUGUACAUGGCGUUGGUCCCGGAGGAGAAGCGUCCAGUAGCAGGGACGGAGGGAGCGAUGUACCGGCGCAGGCAGUUGAUGAGACAGCUACCUGUCUACGAUCAGGACCCCUCCCUGUGCAACGGGUCUCUGUCAGAGGACCAGCUCCAGGCCAUGUCUAUCUUUAUGAAGCGCUACAAAGAGGAGGCUCUAGGAGUAGGGGAGGUGGCGCUGCCUGGGGAGGGAGGCGCUAACCCUCCGCCCGUCAUCAAAGGACAUAGGCAGAAGAACGGGGCUGUGACCGGGGGACCUAGGAAGGCCCCCAUUAUCCAGUCAGACCCUAACACAACCUCCACCAACGGGACAAACAACCAUUAUAAGAAGAGUAAAUAUCAUUGCAGUGGUUGCGGGGAGCUCACCCCCCUGGACAGUCCUGUGGUGUAUGCAGAGGGGGCAGGCUACGACAAGCAGUGGCACCCGACCUGCUUUGUGUGUUCAGAGUGUGGGGAGGCCCUGGUUGAUCUGGUAUACUUCUGGAAGGAAGGAGAGCUGCUGUGUGGAAGACACUACUGCCAGAGGACCAGACCCCGUUGUGCAGGCUGUGAUGAGCUGAUCUUCUGUGAAGACUACAAGAAGGGAAUAGACAGUCGGGCGUGGCACCAGGACCAUUACUGCUGCUGGCGGUGUGGACAGGGUCUGGACAGCCCCUGUUCCUGCCCCCAAACACCCGGCCCCAGCCCUGUUUAGGUCCCCUGGACCUAAAAAUGUAAUUAUAAAUUAUACAUGCAAUAAUUAUUCUAAAAUGUAAUAACAGUGUAAUAAUAGUGAAGCUGAUUUUUUUUUGUUAAAUUAGGUCAAUGCCUUGUUAUCUUGUUAGAUUAUAGAGAAUAAAUAAAGAUACUUUUUUUGUUUUUAAAAUGGCCGUUAUCUGUGCUUUUAUGCUAACAAUUUGACCAUUUCUGCCUUGUUGAAGUAGAUGAUUCUGUUAAUUUUAAUCUAAUUUAAGUAGUUAUCCAUUUUGUUUUAGUUAGUAGUUAAUGUACAGUUAACCAUUUUGUUGGUCUAGUUACUAAUUUAACGAUUUUGUUUGUCUAGUUAGUAGGUAAUGUCCGGUUAUCCAUUUCCUACAUAUACAUUAUAGAUAUUUGAUGUUAUAAAACUGUUUUGAUCCUAAUUCUUAGUACUCGCUAAUGGUCCUUUAUAUUGGUCUCACUCGCACUGACGCACACAUAUACACACACAAAUACACAUGCAUAUACACACGCAUAUACACGCGCAUAUACACACGCACACAUAUACACACAAAAUCAAGACUCAAUCCCUAGAGGUCUAAAGUUAUUGGUUCAGUACGUGAUGUCAUCAACGGAGCUGGUUUAGAAACAGUCGGUCUGUAUGGUGUAAUAGUUAGGGUGGAAUGUGUUUAUCAGCAGCUUAUCUCUCCAGUAGUAGGAAGUAGAGUACUGUAUAUCCAGGGUGUAUCGAGGACGAUCUAUGACAGUGUUAUGGUGUGUAUCCAAGGUAGAGUUAGUUUAUCAGCAGUUUAUCUCUCUAGUCUCCUCCUGGUUAAUACCAGUCUACAAACUCCUCCUGGUUAAUGCCAGUCUCCAGUCUCUAGUCUUCUCCUGGUUAAUACCAGUCUCCAGGCUCCUCCUGGGUAAUCCCAGUCUCCAGUCUGCAGUCUCCUCCUGGUUAAUCCCAGUCUCCAGUCUGCGAUCUCCUCCUGGUUAAUCCCAGUCUCCAGUCUGCAGUCUCCUCCUGGUUAAUACCAGUCUCCUCCUAGUUAAUACCAUUCUCUAGUAUCCUCCUAGUUAAUACCAUUCUCUAGUAUCCUCCUAGUUAAUACCAGUCUCCAGUCUCCUCCUGGUUAAUACCAGUCUCUAGUCUCCUCCUGGUUAAUCCCAGUCUCCAGUCUGCUGUCUCCUCCUGGUUAAUACCAGUCUCCAGUCUCCAGUCUCCUCCUAGUUAAUACCAUUCUCUAGUAUCCUCCUAGUUAAUACCAUUCUCUAGUAUCCUCCUGGUUAAUGCCAGUCUCCAGUCUCCUCCUGGUUAAUACCAGUCUCCAGUCUCCUCAUGUUUAAUCCCAUUCUACAGUCUCCCUUUAGACUCCCUGCUCAGACCCAGUCUACAGUCUCCACAGUCUCCACGCUCAGAGAGAGAGAGUUGUCAUGACGUUGCCCUCUUUGGGGAUAGCGAGUACCAUCCCUGUCACGCCCUGACCUUAUAGAGCUUUUUAUGUCUCUAUUUUGGUUUGGUCAGGGUGUGAUUUGGGUGGGCAUUCUAUGUUCUUGUUUCUAUGUUUUGUAUUUCUAUGUUUUGGCCGGGUAUGGUUCUCAAUCAGGGACAGCUGACUAUCGUUGUCUCUGAUUGGGAACCAAGUAGUAGCUUUUUCCCACCUAUGUUUUGUGGGUAGUUGGUUCCUGUUUAGUGUUCUGCACCUGACGGGACUGUUUCGUUUUGCACUUUGUUAUUUUUGUUUCAAGUGUUUAGUUUAAUAAAAGUCAUGAACAUUUAC
This is a messenger RNA of Oncorhynchus kisutch (coho salmon), 3087 nucleotides long. Its product is annotated as LIM and cysteine-rich domains protein 1-like. The coding region runs from base 219 to 1322 and encodes 367 amino acids. The record is from RefSeq and is a predicted model, not a curated record. Gene Ontology annotation, molecular function: zinc ion binding. Lineage: Eukaryota; Metazoa; Chordata; Actinopteri; Salmoniformes; Salmonidae. The transcript has 8 exons.